UGGUUCUCGGAAUGGGAAUGGAACGAGAAACUCAACUGAUAUUCCGAGCAGCUGGCUCCUCCGUCCAAGGUUCCCUGCCCUCUUUGCUGAGGCUGCUCAGGUUCCGCGAUGGGGUAACUUUACUUUCACCACAAGCCCCGGUAAAGCUGCCAAUUUGUCGUUUCAAAGCGGACCAGCUACGGCCGUCCGAUUUGGGUUCAUCAACAACCACGCUCUCAAUAAUGACGCUGGCUCAGCAGCUCGCGGCUUUGGGAACCAAGAACCGAUCCAUGCUUUUGCUCACGAUAUGGGCGACGUAAUGGAAACCUCGGUUCGUUAUACCAUCGGCUCGGUCCAAAACCCAAUUGUGAGAUACCUCCACAAGACUGGACUGUCGAACCUAGCACCGUGGUGGGAGAAAUGUUACGGCGAUAUGAACGAUAUGAUACUUUUCCAUUGGAAUGACUUUGACACUGUCGCGGCACUCGCCAACGAAUUUGAGACGCAGCUCCGUGCCGACGUUGAUGCAUUCUACAAAGGUAACGAAUCCCCAAUUUAUCAUAAUGGCACGCCUAUCGCUUUCACCGAUGAUUCAUCUUAUACGCCACAAGAUGCUCUAAACGGGACAGACCAAUACGGGCAACAGUACGAGUUCGACCCGAACUCAGCUUACGGUUUCCUUGAACCAACAAAUGCUACUGGUAUCGCUGUCCCCUUCGUGUCGGAAGCUGAAUCGUACUACGCGAUCGUAGCCCUAUCAGCUCGACAAGUUAUGGGAGCUUAUGUCUUCGCUGUUCCCCCAUCGGUACCUGACAGUCCGAACGCGGACGACAACGUAGAGCCACUAAUGUUCCAGAAGGAAAUAUCCAGCAAUGGUAACAUUAACACUGUCGAUGUCCUUUAUCCGACGUCUCCAUUUUUUCUUUACGCAAACCCAACUCUACUCAAGUACAUCUUCCAGCCGCUAUGCGAAUUACAGGAGGGUGGCCUUUACCCCAACACCUACUCGACGCAUGAUAUCGGCACUCACUUCCCUCUUGCGACUGGACACGUCGAAGGCACCGACGAGUACAUGCCAGUCGAAAACAGUGGAAAUUUCAUCCUUAUGGCCUACGCGUACUACAAGUUUACUGGUGAUUCCAACUGGCUCGUAACUCACUACGAGCUGUUGGCCCAGUUCGCCCAGUAUCUGAUCGAGUACUCGCUGGUCCCCGCGGCGCAGCUCAGCACCGACGACUUUUCCGGCGAACUGGCGAACCAGACCAACCUCGCCAUCAAAGGCAUCGUCGGUCUUCAAGCCAUGUCGUCCAUCUCCAGAGUCGUCGGGAACGCGAACGACGCGGCCAAGUUCGCCGGAAAGGCGACGUCGUACUACGCGCAGUGGGAGAAGCUGGCGAUCGACCCGUCCGGGAAACACACGCUCCUCGCGUACCAGUGGCGGUCCAGCUGGGGCCUCCUGUACAACGUCUUCUUCGACAAGCUGCUGAACAUGGGGCUCGUAGCUCCGCGCGUGUACGAGAUGCAGUCGGCGUGGUACGCGAGCGUGUCGCAGGCGUUCGGCGUCCCACUCGACAACCGCCACCACUACACCAAGUCCGACUGGGAGAUGUGGGCGGCGGCCGCGUCGUCCGCGCCCACCCGCCGCCUGCUCGUCAACGCGCUCGCCUACUGGCUCAACGAGACCGCGACCGACCUCCCCUUCUCCGACCUGUACGAGGUCGUCGGCUCGGGGGAGUACCCCCUGCAGAUCGACCACUUCAGCGCGCGCCCCGUCGUCGGCGGCCACUUCGCGCUGCUGGCCCUGCGGAAGACCGGCCAGCUGGCUAGCGCCGCCGCCGGCGAUACCUCCGGGAGCUUGUUUACGAAGAACGGGACCGAGGCGCUGCCGCAGGCUGCCGAUGAGGUGGGGCCGCCGGCUUGGUAUGCGGGGAAGCCGUUUAAGAAGCGGGUUGUGAGGAAGGCGCCGUCGCCGCCGUCGUUGAAUAGGUUGCCUUGAUUGGGGAAUAGUGCUUUGUGGGCUUAUUGAUGGGCCUGUCUUUGGUUUAGAUGAACUUCCCUAUGGCUGACUGUCUAGACAGUAAGUACAUAGUAUUAUGAUGAUUCCAUGGGGGAUUUAUGCGAUUUGAUUUCCGAUUUUAUUUUUAUAUUUUGUUUUCCUGUAACUAGCCGCAGUUAUCAUAGAUAGUAUGUAAAUGGGUCGCAUUUCUUUACACACAUGCGACAAGGCUUUGCCGAAUUACAUUUCUUAAUUGUACCUAAUGAUUGAACACAUUUUGAUAGGUACUUUAAAGAUAUGUCCUCGCGCUUUUUACUAGAGUUUAUA
This is a messenger RNA of Daldinia caldariorum, 2302 nucleotides long. RefSeq lists its product as uncharacterized. Lineage: Eukaryota; Fungi; Ascomycota; Sordariomycetes; Xylariales; Hypoxylaceae. The record is from RefSeq and is a predicted model, not a curated record. Bases 287 to 1975 code for a protein of 562 amino acids. Gene Ontology annotation, biological process: carbohydrate metabolic process. The transcript has a single exon.